Ostreobium quekettii is the source of this 1647-nucleotide messenger RNA. NCBI's taxonomy places the organism in Eukaryota, Viridiplantae, Chlorophyta, Ulvophyceae, Bryopsidales, Ostreobiaceae. The record is from the annotation of a GenBank genome assembly.
AUGCCGUUUGAACACUUGGCCAUCACCUCGGUGCACAGUAUGCCCUGCAUUCAGUGCCGUCCACUCGAGGUGCCCCCCCUGAAGAUGGGUGGAUUGGCCAACAGGGGAGAGGCGCAACCGCGUUUGCUUCCUUGCUCCGGCAGCUGUGUGUUGGGGUUCAGGGAUUCGUGCCAAAAUGAAUUGGACGGCCUCAACAAGAAAGGACAAAAAGCACACGGCAGAAAAAUGCGGCACCGGAGCGGAAUCUGCCCAAGCUACCUUGGAACCCGUCGGAACCUAACCCAUCAUGGGGGCGCCCCAUUGGGCAGUCACCCCUGCGCGGAUGGGGCGACUGUGCACGCCAACCUGAGGGACCAAGGCCCCCGCCGGUGCCCGCGACCCUGCUGUGGCCGCGCACCUGGCCGCGCCAUGCGCAUGGCGCACGCCCCCCGCCAGUGGAGCCGAUCGCCGGCUGCCCUGGCUGCCGCCGCGGCGCUGCUGCUGGUCUUGACCUACAUGGCGGCCACCCGCAGCGGCAAGGACACCUCCAGACGGCCCCCGGCGGUCCCAUCCACCACGCUUGACGAAGAUCGCGUCAGAAAAUCAUGCACGCCGGAUGGGGGGCGGGGGGGGGCCGGGAUGCGGGUCGUGAUCACCGGCUCCGCGGGAUUCAUUGGCUACCACGUGGCCGGCGCCCUGAAGGGACGCGGCGACGGGGUGGUGGGGAUCGACAACUUCAACGAUUACUACCCCGUGUCGCUCAAGGCGGCGCGGGCGCAGGGGCUGGAAAAAGCGGGCGUGUACACCGUGCGCGGGGACGUGAGGGACGUCGAGAUGAUGAGCAGGCUGAUCGAGCUCUGCCGUGCCACGCACGUCGUGCACAUGGCCGCCCAGGCGGGGGUCAGGUACGCGGCUUCGCAGCCGAUGCAGUACGUGGAUUACAACGUGGCGGGCAGCGUGGGGCUGUUCGAGGCCGUGAAGGCCGCCGAACGGCCGCCGGCGGUGGUGUACGCCUCAUCGAGCAGCGUGUACGGGCGGAACGUCAAGGUGCCCUUUAGCGAAGGGGACGCCGUGGUGCACCCGGCCAGCCUGUACGCCGCCACCAAGCUGGCGGUGGAGCUGCUGGCGGAGGUGUACCACAGCCUGAACGCGCUGUCGGUCACGGGGCUGCGGUUCUUCACAGUGUACGGACCGUGGGGCCGGCCGGACAUGGCGUACAUGUCCUUCGCGAGGGCGAUGGUGGAGGGGGACCCCGUGCGCAUCUUCCAGGCGAAUGGAGCAGAGCUGGCACGGGACUUCACCUACGUCGGGGACAUCGUGGCAGGCGUGUUGGGCGCUCUGGACACAGCCCCUCCCAGCACGAGGGAACUUGCUGAGAACCGCCUGUUCAAUCUGGGCAACACUCGCCCCGUGACGGUCACAGAGUUUGUGACGGAGCUGGAGGCGGCUCUGGGGCUGGAGGCGCAGCGGAAGUUUGUCCCCGUUCCCAACCUUGGGGACGUCUUGCUGACCCAUGCAAAUGUGAGCGCUGCUGGGAGCGCCUUUGGCUACUCCCCGCAGACCCCGCUCAGCGAGGGCCUCCGGUACUUCGCAAGGUGGUACUUUGAAUACUACGGGGCGGACGGGCACACGAUGGCGGACGACGAGAGGAACUAUAAACCAGUGUAG